AUGCCAUCUCAGGGUGUGUUCAUAGGAGAAAUGGGAAGAAAACCUAAUAUUCUGAAAUGGUCGCUUGGAGGACCUUCAUGGACAGUAGCUCUAGGUCGAAGAGAUGCAACAACAGCAAGCGAAAGUGCAGCCAACGCCCAACUCCCUUCUCCGUUCUUCGACCUUCCCACACUCACCAGCGCCUUCGCCGCCAAAGGCUUGAGCGCGUGUGACCUCAUUGUGCUCUCCGGCGGCCACAACAUAGGUCAAGCACAGUGCCAGUUUUUCAGAGCUCGCAUCUACAACGGAAGCAACAUCGACAUCAGCUUCGUCGCGUCAAGAAGAAGCAUUUGCCCUUCCUCCGGUGGGGACACCAACUUGUCUCCUUUGGACUCCCUCACUCCCAUUCGUUUCGACAACAAAUACUUCUCCGAGCUGGUGGCUGGCCUUGGCCUUCUCAUCUCAGAUCAAGUGCUCUUCGAUGGUGGCUCUUAAGACCCUUUGGUCAGAAUCUACAGCGAGAAUAAUGCUGCAUUUUUUGGUGAUUUUGGUGAAGCCAUGAUCAAGAUGGGUCAUAUCACCGAAUAUAAGGAACCCAAUGCCACUACAUGGUAA
Messenger RNA from Vigna umbellata (rice bean), 594 nucleotides. NCBI's taxonomy places the organism in Eukaryota, Viridiplantae, Streptophyta, Magnoliopsida, Fabales, Fabaceae. The record is from RefSeq and is a predicted model, not a curated record.